This is a messenger RNA of Paramuricea clavata, 4294 nucleotides long. Lineage: Eukaryota; Metazoa; Cnidaria; Anthozoa; Malacalcyonacea; Plexauridae. The record is from the annotation of a GenBank genome assembly.
AUGGCGGCCAAGUUGGCUUUAGUUAAGCCUGGCGCACACAAUGCGAUUUUUGUUGGCCGAUAAAAAUCGUUUGACAUACCGAUAUACAUCGUUAUACUCCCCACACGGUUACGAAAAAAAUACACUCCCUGAGCUGUAGCCGCCAUGUUGCCAAAUAAAUAGAAGCACGUGAUCACAGCAUGUAAUCUGAUUGGUUAUACUUAAAAUUCCACCGAGAAAAAUCGUAUAAUAUCAAAACGUUUUGAUGUUGUCCGAUUAGAAUCGAGCAACAAAAAUCGGUUAAAAAUGACACUGCACACACAACGAUUUUGUUAGUUUUAGUCAAACGAUUUUUAUCGGCCGACUAAAAUUGCAUUGUGCACCAGGCUUAAGCCAAAUCAUAAAUAAUUCUUAAUAUAUUUUGACAUGUAUCCUACUUUCUUUUGGUUUAGAAACAAAACGUUGCCAUUUAUGGCUUUCAAGAUAUUUGAUGCGGGAAAUGCAGUCUCAGAGGCCCUAGAAUUAAAAAAAUCUCCAGGGGGCAUGCCCCUGGACCCCCCUAGGAGACUCGCGUCUUCAACGGUUGCUUGUUAAGCCCCCCCCCCCUAAUCUCGAGACUGUGGCCACGCCACUGCUCACUAUGUCUACAGUAUGAAAAUAUUGGCAAAGAUGAUGACCUUGAUGAGGAAUUGUUACAGACAUCGAUAACCAGCUUUACAAGACAUCAGCCACAGUGUGCCUCGGAUUCAGAAGGAAGUGAAACAGAGCAGGUAUUUGAAGUUCUUUGAACAUCUUAAUAUAUGUUAUUAUAAGACAGUACCUUACCACUGACCAAACUUUCUCUCGGUUUCAACACAUACAACACACACGAGCAUAACUUACAAAAAGAUCGAGUAGAGUCCAUGAGAAAAACAGAUUUUGCAUUUGUUACAAAAUAUUCGCUACAACCAAGUGUAAAUACCCAAGCAAAAUUAUUACUCCUGCUCCGGAACAGCGCAAUGCAUUGUUGCCUCAGAGAGAAUACUAAUGUGCAGUAGGGAUGGUUAGUAAAUUGGGGUUAGUACAUCUAUGACAAAUUUCAGGGUUUGUUUGAAAAUAAAAGUACCGAUAAGCUUUUAAAGGUAGGAAAACCAUUUAUUGUUAUUGCAGCAGUUUUGACAUAAGUGUUUUGGGUGGAGACCUUAAGAUUAACUAACUGCAUUUUUACUGCAGAUCCACUUUGCUGAAUGAAUAGGAUAGUUUUGUCAGCAAUCAGUCGUACUGUCAUUGUAGGCGACGGUUCCCCAUGCUUUGUCACAUGUACACAGUCAUUAAUUCUUGGCAACUUUUGCGGGUGUGAUAUGACAUGUACAGUUUGCAGUAUUUCAUUAAUUCUAAUUUUAAAUUGUUUAGCCACUAAAUUCAAAGAGAACCAGAUAUGAAUCUGAAACAAAGAGUAGGCUUUGUGUAAUUUUUCCAGACAUCAGUGAAAAUGCUAUUGAGUUGGCAGCUACUAGAAGUAAAAGCCUUGAUGAAGCAGUUGAUGCCAUGCUUUCUGAAAAUUCAAACACGGAUGAAGGUACUGUAGUUUUUUGUGUUUCAAUUAACUCGUUAACUGGCAGUACUCUUCCUUCCACUGACAAGUAAAUUUGUCUGGCGUUACUGUACAGUCUUUUUGGGCUGUGGCAGUAUAAAAUAUAUUGCAUAAUAUACUAUUACUAUACAACAAAGCAUGUGGUUAGCUUUUAGGUGUACAGCAACCUUAAGAAAUGGUAGUCCAUGUAAUGCCGUGAGUGCCACCUUUCUACCUAGGGAGAGGGGUCAUGGGACAUGCCCAGAAAAUGUUGAUAUUUAGAGUGAUUUUAGACCCUCUGGAAUACCAUUUUUUAGACAUAUUUCUGGAAUGUUAUUUUGAAGACAUUGAGAAUGUUAUUUUGAAGACAUUUCCGCUGUGAAAGAAAAGUUCUGUGCUGCAGAACUAUUUAGUAUUUUUGAAGGUCCGCAUAGCAGAUUGUUGUUCAGGUAUGAUCAAUCUUGUCUGGCAGGUGGAAUACCAGAGAUUUUAGGAAAAUUGGUGGCACAAAGUCUCGUACACGGUUGUGGUGGAUUCUCAUAUUUGGCGCCUUCGCAUUACUAUUACAUAGCAACUACAGACAUACAGAGAGCAUCAGCUUAUGCUUCCAUUAAUGAUGUGUACAACACAGAAAAACGUGACAUGCUGGACAAGGUACAGUACAGCAUGUUGUCUAUCAGUUUUAUAAAUUACCGCGAUAACACGUUGGAAGUUGACAAAAUUGUUUGGAAGUUGACAGUCUGUGUAUUCAUGCACAUUACCAAUGCUUAUAUGCCAAUAACGGCCGGUGGCAUAUGGAAUUUGUUAGCACUCUCCUGUGUUUCAAUAUAAUUCUAAACACAGCCCCUUCGACAUGCACGGUUCAUGCAAUGUAAUUCAAUGUUCUAUUAACAAUAUGACAAUGUAUAAUCUGAACUCAAUGGUCCAAAUAAUAGCUUGAAGGUUGGGGGACAAUGCAUUUUUUAAGGAUUUUUCAGCGGUGGGGCAAAACUGCCAAAAGGCCCAUUUUCUUUGCCCUGCCCCCAGGAUAGUAUGCGAUCGCCGAAGGUGUGAGCCAAGUACUGCAGGUACGAGUUAGUUCUGAAAUAGCAUUUCCUGCAUUCUGAGAACACAUUUAAAAAAAAUCUCAGCUUCUCAAAACACAGGCGGCGCAAUCUCGCAAGGGUCAGUAUAAUAAUGUAUAUUAUUAUAGUAAAAAUAUGUCAUAAAAUAUAAAUUUUAAAAUGAAAUUGACUUGCCCACUUGAUAGUGUGUAUUCUCCUUUUAUUCCUGUUUUGUUGGACUAAUAUUUUCCAAAGUCUCGGAAAAUAUUAGUCCAACAAAAGAGGAAUAAAAUGAAAAUACACACUAUCAAAUAGGCAAGUCAAUUUCAUUUUAAAAUUUAUAUUUUAUGACAUGUUUUUACAAUAAUAUACAUUGCAACACUGAGUCUGACCUUGCGAGAUUGGUCCGCCUGUGCUCAAAACAAAGUUUUAAUGGUGAAAUUUGUACUUAAUAGUUUUUAAUCAUUGUCACUCAAAUAUCUUAGUUUCUUUCCUUCCUAUCCAAAUGGGAUUAGAUAAUUUGCUGACAACCUGACGACUGGGGGCGGUUCCCACACUCAUCCAUCACCCACCCAUUUAGCGGCACCCAAUUGACUGUUCUGACUUUUAUAUGAUGGAAUGUCGAGAAUGUGAGAAGAUAUGAGAAAGUAGGCAGAUGCAGCUUUUUCAACAAGGUUUACUUUUUACUAAUGAUCAAAAGGGCCCAGUUCAACUGAGAAUCUUGCUUCACUACUGGGGUAAACAAAGGGCCUACUGGAGUAAAUGCCCCAGUAGUUAUAUAGUUAAAAAAUGCCCUGGUGGGGGAAGGCAAAUUAGCAAUGCUUAAAAUUAGGCAGAGCCUGUCAAAAUGUAGGGGUUGAUAUUAAUCUGAGUAUUUUCUUAACCUAGGGCACGACAAAUUUACUGGCGGCCCUGAUUUUAUUUACAGUACCUUCUAUCUGCAACUGCAUAGCAUCACCCUAAACACGGACUACAGUACUCAGUAAUUGUUAUAUAAUUUGUUAUAUAUAUUAUAGUUGAUAUCAGCUAAGGAAAAUGAUGAACUCCAAGAAUUGAACUCAUCUGAACCAUUCCUAAAUGUUCUCCAAGAUAGUGGAUUGGUAACCUUACCAAAUGUAUGUACACCUCAACCCCAUAUUGCCAAAUGCCUACUGCAGCAUAUGUACUCUGCUAUUGUGCUGCCUCUGAUCUGCUUGCAUGAUAACAAAUUUGGAGCAAUGUGGGAAAAAUCCAUUUUGUUUAGGGAGUGGUCAUUAUUUAUGGGGAGGGGGUGUAUGGGUGUCAGCGAAUGGGAAAAUGCUGAUAGAAAACAUUUUCAACCCCCCCUUGAACAUUGAAGGUAAAUUUUUUAACCCCCCUUUGAUGGAAACAGUAUAGAUAAUGACCACUCCCUUAAUUGUGACCACUCCCUUAAUUGCAUUAUAUCCUUGCUUGUGACAUGUCUUACUGUGUCACUGAACUUUUAAGCCUAAUAGUCUGUAAUAUUUUGUAAUUACAAAUCAAACAUUUGCUUUCUUGCGUGUAGGUUGACAACAGCAUUGCCAUUGCUGAAGCCAUGGUGUCCUAUCAUGUGCUUGUGAAGAGAGCUGUCAUGCUAGACAAUUUUGCAAAGGGUCUCCAGACGCUAGGGGUCCUUGAAGAAAUUAGGAAAAACCCUAGCCAGUUUGAGGAAGUUUUCUUACACAAUGAGAAAGCUGUGAGCGCAUCUGCUGUCUUGUAA